Onychomys torridus (southern grasshopper mouse) is the source of this 1533-nucleotide messenger RNA. It is a transcript of the gene Stx11, whose product is annotated as syntaxin 11. Gene Ontology annotation, cellular component: synaptic vesicle; endomembrane system; plasma membrane. Gene Ontology annotation, molecular function: SNAP receptor activity; SNARE binding. Bases 43 to 906 code for a protein of 287 amino acids. The record is from RefSeq and is a predicted model, not a curated record. Gene Ontology annotation, biological process: synaptic vesicle fusion to presynaptic active zone membrane; intracellular protein transport; exocytosis. Lineage: Eukaryota; Metazoa; Chordata; Mammalia; Rodentia; Cricetidae. The transcript has 2 exons.
GCGUCCCGACCCUGGACCAGAGCCCCACCGGAUCACGGCAAAAUGAAGGACAGGCUUGCAGAACUUCUGGAGUUGUCCAGGAGCUAUGAUCAGCAAUUCCCAGAUGGAGACGAUGACUUUGACGCUCCCCACGAGGACAUCGUGUUCGAGACUGACCACAUCCUGGAGUCCUUGUACAGGGUCAUCCAGGACAUCCAGGAUGAAAACCAGCUGCUGAUGAUCGACGUGAAGCGCCUAGGGAGGCAGAACGUCCGCUUCCUCACGUCCAUGCGGCGCCUCAGCAGCAUCAAGCGGGACACCAACUCCAUCGCCAAGGCCAUCAAGACCCGGGGCGAGGGCAUCCACCAGAAGUUGCGUUCCAUGAAGGAGCUAAGCGAGCAGGCGCAGGCCCGGCACGGCGAGCACUCGGCCGUGGCACGCAUCUCGCAUGCACAAUACAGUGCGCUGACCCUCGCCUUCCAGCAGGCCAUGUACGAGUACAACCAGGCCGAGAUGAAACAGCGUGACAACUGCAAGAUCCGCAUCCAACGGCAGCUGGAGAUCAUGGGCAAGGAUGUGUCGGGCGAGCAGAUCGAGGACAUGUUCGAGCAGGGCAAGUGGGACGUGUUCUCCGAGAACCUGCUGGCCGACGUGAAGGGCGCGCGGGCCGCGCUCAACGAGAUCGAGAGCCGCCACCGCGAGCUGCUGCGGCUGGAGGGUCGCAUCCGAGACGUGCACGAUCUCUUCCUGCAGAUGGCCGUGCUGGUGGAGAAGCAGGCGGACACGCUGAACGUCAUCGAGCUCAACGUGCAGAAGACCCUCGACUACACCGGCGAGGCCAAGGCACAGGUGCGCAAAGCGGUGCAGUACAAGAAGAAAAACCCCUGCAGGACCAUCUGCUGCUUCUGCUGCCCCUGCGUCAACUAGCAGCUGGCUUGGGUCUUCACCUGACCCGUGCCAUGUCCAGGGUGCCAGCCAAAGGCAUCCUGCACUGGGCCGAAGGAGAGGAUCCCCGAUGCCUGCAGAGUUCAGAUUAGAAAGAAAGAAAGUUGGGGUUGGGAUGCAAGAUUUGGAACCCGGCACUUGCCUAGAAGGAUGGUUGCUAGCAUCCACUGCAGGCAGAUUCCCACUGGAGUUGUGUGAGGUCGUUGUAAGAUACUUAGCACUCAGCACCCACGUGGAGGAAUGAAUGCCGUCGCUAAGGUCAAUGUCUUGAAGACAAAAGGAGGAAGUCAAAUGAGCAUACGUUAACAAUAUGAGCACAUUGUCAAAAUUUGUCUUUGUUUGCCUUCUCUGGAAAGUUCCUUGGUGCUAUUCGAUUUUGCGUGGCAUUGACUUGGGUAUUUCUUAGUUCUUUCGAGUGGCACUGACCUUGGGUAAAGUGGAUUUCAUUCACUUCUGAUCAUCUAUUUAUGUUGUGAGGUCUGCCUAUGGGGAAACCUUACCUCAACUCUCUGACCCCACUUAUUAAGCCACACUGGACAUAUAUGGUUGCCUUAUCUCUCUAACCUUUUAUAAAUUCCACAAGUUAUUUAUAUAUACCUACAUAUAUAU